AUGGGAGUCGAAAAAUCAGAUGGAGAAGGAGAGAUCGAUAGACAAGUCCUUUCCGACUCAGAAUCGCCAUAUCGAGAGCAAAUUGAAAAUGACAAAUACCCAGAAGGUGGUGUCAAGGCGUGGUCCGUUGUCUUGGGCGCAUGGUGUGCUAUGAUUCCUUCCAUGGGAUUACUGAAUAGUCUCGGGAUCCUCCACGCUUGGACGAGCACUCAUCAGCUCAAAGAAUAUUCAGAAUUUCGCAUCGGAUGGAUAUUCGGCGCCUAUGGUUUCUUCCUUUAUCUUGGGGGCGCCCAAGCAGGUCCGAUCUUCGACGCAUAUGGUCCAAAUUGGGUGAUAGUGCCUGGCUCAAUUGGAAUUGUGGUAGCGCUUAUAUGCUUCAGCUUCAGCACUGAAUAUUAUCAGAUAUUUCUCUCCUUCAGUGUACUCGGAGGGCUAUCGGCCUGUACACUCUUCACCCCUGUGGUGUCGGCAGUUGGGCAUUGGUUUAAUAUUCGUCGUGGCUUUGCCACGGGUAUUGCAUGUACUGCUGGCGGCAUUGGAGGAGUCAUAUUCCCACUUAUCAUUUUGUUCACUGCCCCGAAGAUCGGAUUCCCCUGGGCAAUUCGAAUCAUGGCACUUUUAUCUGCAAUAUUGUGUCUAAUUGCUUGUCUUCUGUUGAAAACAAGGUUACCCAGGAAUAUGAAGGCCGGUGCCUCAAUCGACUUUGGCGCGUUGAAAGAUGCCAACUACGCAGCCACAACUCUGGCAGUCUUCCUCGUGGAGUUUGCAGUCUUCAUUCCGAUAACUUACAUUGCCUCAUAUGCACUACGUAUUGGAGUCCAUGAACAAACGAGCUACUUAUUGAUUGUGUUCCUGAAUGUUGGCGCCAUCCCAGGACGCUUUCUCCCUGGUUUACUAGCAGACCGACUGGGAAGAUUCAAUGUCAUGAUACUGACAGCACUGGCUUGUGGCAUAUUGAUUCUGUCUUUAUGGUUUUGUGCUGGUGAUAAUUUGCAUGCCAUAAUAGCCUUUUCUGUCCUGUUUGGAUUUUGGAGUGGAGCAGCAAUAAGCUUGACCCCGGUGUGUAUUUCUCAAGUGUGCGCGACCGAAGAUUAUGGUAAACGCAAUGGAACCACUUUCACAGUCGCGAGUGUUGGUACCCUUGCGGGGAUUCCUAUUGCGGGGGCAAUCCAAUCCGGUAAUGGGGGAGAAUAUGGAGGGUUGAUUAUUUUGGGUGGAACUCUGUACCUUGCAGCAGCCUUCGCAUUUGUCCUGGCGCGCGUGGUUUGCCGAGGAUGGUCGUUGAGAACUAAAUUCUAA
Penicillium angulare is the source of this 1299-nucleotide messenger RNA. RefSeq names its product putative oxalate/formate antiporter. Gene Ontology annotation, molecular function: transmembrane transporter activity. The transcript is spliced from 3 exons. Gene Ontology annotation, cellular component: fungal-type vacuole membrane. Lineage: Eukaryota; Fungi; Ascomycota; Eurotiomycetes; Eurotiales; Aspergillaceae. Gene Ontology annotation, biological process: transmembrane transport. The record is from RefSeq and is a predicted model, not a curated record. Bases 1 to 1299 code for a protein of 432 amino acids.